GGCCAAACAGCAGUUCUGUGGAAGCUUCUCAUUUUAACUGCCUUCUUGGGAACUUGUUCCUUUCUCAUUUACCUCUGGAGAACCAUCCUCGCUAUAAAGCCUCGACAAUAUGAAGUUACUUUAGACCAAAUUAAGAUGAAGAUUAAUGACCUUAAAAACGAAAACAGACAUCUUGAAAAAAACAUAGCGAGUUGGGAGGAGAAGGCCAGGGAUGCAAAGAAGCAAGCAGAAACAAAGAGCGAACAUAAGCGUUCCCUUGCUGGAGUACGUAUAUUAAAAAAAGGAAAACAUUCCUGGAAGACCAGUGUAAUGCCCUGAGUUCUCAGAAAACAGCUAAAGAAGCAGAAUUGAACCUGCUAAAGAAGAAAUUGGAUAUGAUGGUGGAGUUCUCUGAAAACCGAAAACUGACUGUAGAAGAGAAGCUAGAAGAGACACUGUAUGAAUUGAAUGCAACUAAGAAUAAGCUGUUAGCUGCCGAUAAAUAUCUGAAAGUAACUGAAGAAGAAAUGGAGAAGUACAGACAAGAAGUGGAAGAAAUGCAAGAAGAGCUGCAGGAGUUUAACCUCACCUUCAACCACAAGAUCGCAGUUCAAGAGAGGAAUGCUCUGGCUAACUGGGUUCGUAGAGGUGUGAGAGAGUUCCCUCAUUGCCCAGGGCUCCUCCGUAUGCCCUACCACAUGGGGUGGAAUGUACCAGACUUCCCUCAUCCUCAUCCACCUCCACAGUGGUGGACAUGUGGGCCUCAGCCACACCUUGUUCCUCCACCACAUGGCCUUCAGUCCCAAUCAGAAGCCUGUGGAGCUCAAGGGGACAAUAGCAGCACCGUGCCCGAGAAGGUCCCAGAGAAGAACCAAAUCAUCACCUUCUGGUUGUGUCAGUGGAGAAAAGGCAGAGUUUGUGUUCAGAUACAGAUGCUGAAGCAUCCUCCACAAGGACCAGCGGUGCUGCCCACAGGCCUCUUGUGGCAUGACAGAGUGAAGGCUGCUAAAGACAUGGUAACUUUCUUCUGGUUGUUCUGUAUUUAGAAUUGAUGGACCUUGUCUUCCAAUCAUACUGAGAGGGUUGUAGGUUCCUUGUGGUGGCAGAGAGCUGCCCUUCUCCGAAAGCUGGGCACAUCAGGUGUCACACGCACAUGGUAUGGAGACAAUGUUUUGUGCUCUGGGAGGGAUGAGGCCUUAAUGUGAGGAAUUGAGGGUGUGUGUCUGAGAGAAUGGAGGGACACACUGAUGACAGGACAUAGACCGUGUGUUCUGUAUAAGGGAAGAACUAGAGAUGUAUCCAGAAAGAAGGGAGGGAGCCCCGAGUCACACAGAAACAGGAGGUUGUGGAUGCCGAGAAGGCUGGAGGUGCUCAGGGAGAGGCUGGGCUUCUCUCAGGGAGGGUGAGGCCGUUCCUGGCUGCCAGCAGCCUGAGAGUGAGUGUGAGGACACCGUGCGGUCUACACCGACUGCUGCAUGUGUUCACUCACACAGUGUGGAUCAUGCCGUUAUUUGCCUCAGAAUGUCGUUUUUGCCAUGAAGCCAUUCACUCGUAGUCUGUGAAGAGCAUUGUUUCCCUGAAUUUCUAAAAAUUCUGAACCAUGUGAAAGAGUGUCGUGGAGAUUUGGGAAACUUAACUUGGUCUUUGGGGAUUCUUGUCUGGCUAAUUUUAAGUCCCGCAGUGAGAAAACAUGAAGACAAGACGGAGAACCAGAGAAGAGUGGCCGCCCUGGCCUCAGACCGAGUCAGACUGUUAGUCGGAGAGUCAGGGUUGGCCAGGAGCCGCCCUAGCUGGAGCCCUGUCACCAGGCCUCCGCAUCUGCAUCACCACCCUGCCUGCAGCUGUGCACUUCCGGGGACUUCAGUCUCAGUGUCCAGAUUUGCCUGUGUUCCUGAAUUCUCAGCCCAAAUACCAGCUCUCAAUGGGGCCUUCUCAGGGCCUCAGCUUUUAUUUUAAUCUGUCAUAGAGAGAACAUAUUGGAUUCUGAGGUCACUACAGCAAUAGGAGCAUAAAGAACCUGCAGGGGCUCCUGGGCGACUCAG
Neogale vison (American mink) is the source of this 2021-nucleotide messenger RNA. Its product is annotated as transport and Golgi organization protein 1 homolog. The transcript has 13 exons. The record is from RefSeq and is a predicted model, not a curated record. Lineage: Eukaryota; Metazoa; Chordata; Mammalia; Carnivora; Mustelidae. The coding region runs from base 375 to 1025 and encodes 216 amino acids.